Molecule: messenger RNA, 1413 nt
Organism: Cheilinus undulatus (humphead wrasse)
Lineage: Eukaryota; Metazoa; Chordata; Actinopteri; Labriformes; Labridae
Gene: cd2bp2
Product: CD2 (cytoplasmic tail) binding protein 2
Exons: 7
Coding region: 103-1254 (383 amino acids)
Cellular component (GO): U5 snRNP
Molecular function (GO): protein binding
Source: RefSeq, a predicted model, not a curated record
CAGCGCGUCAUGUUUACCAACCACUGUACACAACAUGAAAAUGAAGAAGAGCACCAACGAAGAACGUACUCUAACGUCGCUUGAAUUACUUUCGUCAGCACCAUGCCGAAGAGGAAAGUAACAUUUGAGGACGGGAACGGGGAGUUCGACCUGGAUGACGACCUCCCAAACAAAAAGAGCUUCGAGGCUGUGAGUGGACCAGGCUCCAGGUUUAAAGGCAAGCACUCCUUGGAUAGUGACGAAGAAGAUGAAGGGGAUGACACAAAGAGCAGCAAAUAUGAUAUCCUUGCUAGUGAUGAUGUGGAAGGCCAAGAGGGAGCGACAAUCGACUUUGACGAGGGAGUUUCUAUUACACCGUUCAAUCUGGAGGAGGAAAUGCAGGAGGGACACUUUGAUUCAGAGGGAAACUACUUCAUCAAAAAAGAAGAACAAAUAAGAGACAACUGGCUCGACAACAUAGAUUGGGUGAGAGUAAAAGAACAGCCUUUCAAACGAAAGAAGAAAGGCCUUGGAGCCAAACGGACCCGCAGAGCUGGUGAUGAAGAUGAGGCUGAGGAGGAGAAACAGAGAGAAGAGCAGCAGGCAGACUCAGGAGAUGAAGAGGAGGAAGAGGAGGAGAAAGAGCCUCCAGUGGACCCGCUGGCAUCGUACACCCAGCACCAGCUCACUGAAGCUAUGAUAGAACUGAUGCAACCUGGGGAGACAGUCGCAGCAGCUCUCCGUCGACUUGGAGGCCUUAAAGGACGGAAGAAGGGGAAGCUGAGGGAGGAGAGCGAACCCACAGAGGAGACGAAGAGGGACACAGAGAAGCUCGACAGGCUCACAGCUCUAGCUGACAGAUUGGUCGGGUCUGGGAUGUUUGAGAUCUAUCAGCAGACUUAUGAAAAACUGGUUUAUUUGAUGAAGAGCAUGAGUAGCAAGCGGCCAGCUGUGGGGCACAAAGAAGGUGGAGAUGAUGACGAUGAAGACGGUGACGAACUUGACAUGUUUGCAGAUAAAUUUGAUGAAGCACACAGUGGAAAGUCAGACAAAAAGCAGGAGGAAGAAGAAAAUAGAGUGAGUGAUGAGGUGAUGUGGGAGUACAGAUGGGAAAAUGAGGACAAUUCAGAAGUUUAUGGCCCCUUCACAAGUCAACAGAUGCAGGAUUGGGUGGAUCAAGGCUAUUUUAGCAGUGGUGUUUACUGCAGGAGGAAGGACCAGGAGGGAGCUCAGUUCUACAGCUCCAAGAGACUAGACUUUGACCUCUACACAUGACUCAUGUCAAGCAUCAAACGAAUCACAACUUACACUCUCAGCAAUAAAGUUUUGACCUUUUAUCUCUCCAUCCAGGGCUGUCAAAGGGUGUUGGAUGUUUAGUUUUAACUGGAGCUUUGUUUUCUGUACAUUGCUUUUAAAUAAAAAAGAACUCAUUUA